AUGAAGGUCGAGCGGCCCUAUCCCCCGGCAUUUACGAACAGUCGUCUGCAGUAUUCGCGUGCGAGGGUGGCUCCCAAGGUGAAUUUCAUGGCUGAMGUGCAGAGGAGAUUGCCUCUGCUGGUACUCGUUGUCGUUGUAUUCCUGAUUGUCGUCUUCCUCCACGUGUGUUUGUCGUGGCGGCCGUGGAAACAACAUCGCAAGAGGCGGGCGUCGACGAAACGGGCGGCAGGGGAACGUCCGAUGGCGGGCAUGCAGGCACACACAACCUACGACUGUGGAGCCUCCACGGCAGUACGACCCAUUUUGUACAGGCAUCUGGAUUCGUGGGAGACGCCACUGCCCCCGUCGGACGAGGAGCCGGAGCCUCCAACGUUGCCUCUUGCCAGCGGGUCGACGCAGCUGUUGUCGCAGACGGUGCGAGCAGGCGAGUCGGCUAGCAACGAAGGCGGCGAGUUCACCUCACUGAUGCACCGAGGCUUGGGAGAUGACGACGACGACGGAGUUGAUCUCAGGUUCGGGUUGUGUUCUGGCGGCGCUAGGGAGGCGAGCCGUACGUCCAUCAUCGACGCCGAUCCUUCGCCACGUGGCGUUCAACAUGCUGGAAGUCAGCAUACAGAGCAAUCCACACUUCGUGGCGCUGCGUUCGUUACUGGCAGUGUCGGCCCUUCAGCAGUAGCCCAACAACAUGGAUCGAUUGCACCGUCCGCCGAUCGAUUGAGAAGUACCUGCCCCGCACGCAAUGGAGUCGCAGUCGGGUCCCUGCGCAUCGGCGGUGCACGUCCUUCGAUGCCGAACCGCACAACGCCGACCCAACCCGAGUUCAGGGACGAGGGCGCCUGCAGACCACAGGUGCGUACAACACCCACUGUGGAGAACAUCACACGAGGAGUGUCAAACAUGCGGGCACACAGCGAUGGCGGCGACGACGAUGGUGGUGGCGGUGACGACGCCGACGAACGAUUAAUGGAGGACGUGGAAGCAGGGGACGACGACGACAACAUUCGUAUUCGGCCUCCGGGGAAGACGGGUGGGAGGGGGAGAGGACGCAGCAGAGGUGCUGUUCGUGGUCGAUCCGUUGGGCGUGGCGGAAGAGGUGGCGCCAGCGACGAUGGCGGGAAGUCUGCGACGUACUGGUCUCCGGAAGACCAAAUGCUCCUGGUGAGAUGCAAGCGGGAGCAAGACCUGCACCUCGCCGGGCUGGGUCACAAUUACGGUCGGAUGCAGACCAAGGAGUGGAAGUGGGACGACAUUGCGAAGCGCAUGGCGAACGCGGGGAGGCCUAGAGACGCGAACGACUGCAUGAAGAACUGGGACAAUCUCUUCCAAAACUAUAAGAAGAUACAGAGGUUUCAGAAUGCGAGCGGCCAACCAGAUUUCUUUAGGCUAUCGAAUGAAGAAAGGAAGGAGCACAACUUCAAGUUCCAGAUGGAGAGGGUGCUGUACAACGAGAUCCACGCAGGAAUGGUGGGCAACCACACCAUUUUUCCGCCCAACGUCGCCGACACCGGAAGUCCGGACGGGGUGCAGCUGCCCAGGCGAGGAGCGGGUGGUGGGGAGUCUGUUGGUAGUGAGGCCGGUGGUGAAGGCUUCCCUAAAGAACGUUCUUCUGCGAGGGACUCCGACAACAACGCAGGCAGCGGGGCUGGACGAGGGAAGCGGAAGAAUGCGCGUCAACAGGCGUUGGAGUCGAUCGCUGAUGUUAUGGACUGCUAUGGCGAACUGAUGUCGUCGACGAUCGAAUCGUCUAGCAAGCGACAAUGCAACAUAUUCACGAGGCAAUGUGACAUACUCGAGCAGGAAGUUGCAGUCCCAAAAGCGCACUAUGCGGCGUCCGAUGAGACGCGGAGGAUGAUGUGCCACGCACUUAUGGAGAUCGUUGCCGCCAUUCGUGGCCAGUCACGGGUAGACUGCCCGCCACGCCGUCUCAGCCACGUCAGCGCAACCCACCCGAGUGAUGACGGAGGGUCCGUCCAACGAGGCAGCGGGGGGAAAGUCGUGGCAGACGCGCGCGAAGUUGGGGGCGAGACGGCAGGUGCUGUCGGUGCGGGUGCUUCAGGCACUGUGGCCCCCGUUGCGACGGCGAGAGAGGAUGCGCGUGGCGAGAAGAAAACCGAUCGGGAGGGCGGCGAGCCCGGUUCAAGCCGGGUACGUAGGGGAGUGAUGACGAAAGACCUCAACGAUCGUGCCGUCCUUUGGGUUGAUGACAAAGCUUUCUGGACGACGGGGGAGGGGCGAAGACUUUACAACAUCGUCCAUGAAACGAGAGAGUACUUUGUCGCCAUCGCCAGCGAACUUCCACCGCCCGCCGUCCCUCAGAGCGUCGUACUGCCCAAAUCCAGCACGAGGGUAGCCAGGAUCGCCGACCAAUCACAAUUGCAGCAAGCGAUCUCCCGUGCGGCGGCAGUGGAGAACAUUGCUCUGCACAUCUUGCACGGCUGGGUAUUCAAGUCGGGGAGCCGCCCAAGGGGAUACAAUGUGGCUUUCCAUUACUCGUUGGAGUCCGUAGCGACAGACAUUUCGCGUGUUAUGUGGUACGGCGAGGAGUGGUGCAACAUAGUCAGCCCGGCGGUUUGCCACGCACACGAUAAAUCUGUCAAUGGAUUUGCCACGGUGGAUCGCCGAUGCGAACAUCGAGGACAGAUCGGACAACGAUGACAUGGCAGCGCACCAGGAGUCCACCGUAAUCUGCGUCGCGCAUACGUUCCGCGCGGCGGUGCAAAUGGGUGCGCUCAUCGACGGC
Messenger RNA from Chara braunii, 2740 nucleotides. Lineage: Eukaryota; Viridiplantae; Streptophyta; Charophyceae; Charales; Characeae. The record is from the annotation of a GenBank genome assembly.